Molecule: messenger RNA, 2565 nt
Organism: Oncorhynchus nerka (sockeye salmon)
Lineage: Eukaryota; Metazoa; Chordata; Actinopteri; Salmoniformes; Salmonidae
Product: trichohyalin-like
Exons: 6
Coding region: 747-1853 (368 amino acids)
Source: RefSeq, a predicted model, not a curated record
ACAUAUUAACCAGCAUCAUCUUAGUUAAUUUAUUAAUUUACUAGACCUACUAUUGACCAAUAAUAACUUGUGUUUGGGUUGACUAAUCACUUAUAUUAUUAGGCCAAAAAAACAUGAGAAAGAGGAAGAAAUAAAGCACAGAACAGAAUGAACAAGGGAUGAAGAGGACGAUAAACACAACUGUCUGGUCCACAAGGCUGAAUCUCAAAUAGCAUCCUAUUCCCUAUGUAGUGCAGAUAAAGAGAAUAUGGUGCCAUUUGUUUCACAUCCCAAUAGUCUACAUCUUAUUGGUGGAUAGAGACUUGACACAUUCUAACACCUAGAGCCUUCUUAUUGGUGGAUAGAGACUUGAAACAUCAUGUCACCAGCUGUGGGCCACAGACAGAGAACAGAGAAGUGCAGGAUUUAGACACAUCAGACCAACUACUGCUCAGUCAGUUAGAAAGGUAAUCAUACAGUAGAUAUUACCAUUAGGAGUCAGUUAGAAAGGUAAUCAUACAGUAGAUAUUACCAUUAGGAGUCAGUUAGAAAGGUAAUCAUACAGUAGAUAUUACCAUUAGGAGUCAUUUAGAAAGGUAAUCAUACAGUAGAUAUUACCAUUAGGAGUCAGUUAGAAAGGUAAUCAUACAGUAAGUUAAUACAGUAAGUAAGAAUCAUAAAUAUUACAAUAAGAUGUCAGACAGACUUAAUUAGUUGAUUUAUGGAUUGAUUGGUUUAUUCAUUGAUAUCCGGUACGGUUAGUUAAGAUGGCCGAGUAUGUCAACAAAGAGAUGAUUGAAUUGAACAAAGUUACUGAAGAAAACCGGAAGAGAUUAACGAGGAGCAUGAAGACUGAAACCCAUCUCUCAGCGAGUGUGUGUUCCUCUGCAGAUGGAAGACUUAGACCCUACAGGCUGGCUGCUGGGUGUUUAGGAGUGCUGUGUGUUCUACAAGUCACUCUCAACAUCUCCCUGAGGCUGGCUUUCUCUGGCUCUAACGAAGAGAGAAACCAGUUAAAGGCUUGUUACAACACCACCAGCCUGCCGCAAGACAGAGACCAGUCAGAUACCAGUAGUCGUGUCAUUAACCUGUGUACAGAAAGAGACCAGCUGCAGAAGGAGAGAGACCGGUGCCGGAAGAACAUGAACCAGCUAGAGAGGAUGAGAGGCCAGUUACUGAGGGAGAGAGACCAGUUAGAGAGUGAGAGAGACCAGUUACUGAGGGAGAGAGACCAGUUACUAAAGGAGAAAGACCAGGUACUUAAGGAGAGAGACCAGUUACAGAGUGAGAGAGACCAGUUACAGACUGAGAGAGACCAGUUACAGAGUGAGAGAGACCAGUCAGAGAAAACAGAUGACAAAAUACAGUUACAGGAGCGUAAUAAUGCCCUGACUAAAGACAGGGACAUGUUGAGAGACAGGGUCAGUGUUCUGACCAAUGAGAAGGUGGCGCUGGAGAAGAGGCUCUCUGUGAGUGAGCUAAAUAUUUGUCCGAAAAUCUGCAAUUCUUGUCCGGAGGGUUGGAGGCUGUUGGGAUCCAGCUGUUACUUCCUGUCAACUCAGAGGAAAACCUGGGAAGAGAGCAGACUGGAUUGUAUGAACAGAGGAGCAGACCUGAUGAUCAUAAACAGCGAGGAGGAACGAAAGUUUCUCUGUGGCCUCAACAAGAUUGUCUGGAUUGGUCUGACUGACUCCGUUACUGGGAGGACAUGGAAAUGGAUGCAUGGCACACCACUGACCACGGCAAGGUAUUGGGAGGAGUGGAGGCCCUUAUGGUGGUGCAGUGCAGAACUGUGUGGUGAUACGUUACUGGUCAUCAGGAUACAGAGAAUGGUGGGACUAUCAGUGUUCAAAUCCACAGUACUGGAUGUGUGAAAAAGGCUCUUUGUAGGUACUGCUGUUGAAGGAACUCUGAAGACGGAUUCUAUAUUUUGUUAGAAUGGCACUCUGAACUAGACGUUGGAAAGAAAGGCACACACACACACACACACACAAGCAUGCACACAUACAAAACAAAUGAGGUAUAUAUCACCCAAUAGCUGCUGUCAAUGUUUAAAUGUCCAGUUCAUUAUGUAGCAUUGCAUGUAGGCUGUACACAAUUCUCUCUCUCUACCUCUACCUUUCUCAUGUUGAUGGAUGUUUACACUGUUGAAAGGUUACGUGAUGAUUCCACCUAGUGGUUAACGUGAGAGAUGGACUCACCAUAGAGUUGAAAAAGUGGUAUUACAGACUGGCCUACUGGCUUUUCCUCAAUUCAUCCUUCCUCGAUUACUCCUCGCAUCCUCUCUCCUCUUUCUCAAAACACAUUGGAGAAUACAUUCCUUGGGGAGGGACCUUCUCCUCUAAUAGGGGUGAGGAGGAGAGGAUUUUAUGUUAAGAUUUAGAUGAGUGUGUAGACAUACUCUGCUCUAAAAUGCUUGUAUUCAUUGUUUUUAUUAGCAACAUGUCAUGUGAUUUGCCAUGCUUCCGCUAAGUCCAUUAAUCAAUUUUCUCUAUUUUUUUCAUGAUCGAUUAUUAUCAUCAAUCCCUUUUUUAAUGAGAAGAACAAAGGCACAGAUUAAUAAAUAAAUGAACAAUGUCCUCUGAG